AUGUCUCUUGAUUUCCUUUGUUAUGGUGGUUUUGGCUUUAAAGUUGUGGAGACAUUACCUAUUUGGAGACCGCUGCCGAAUAUUUACAGAUCACAAAAGCUAAAAUAUCUCUUUGAUAAAAAAGAGUUGAAUCUAAGACAACGAAGAUGGAUUGAAUUGAUUAAAGAUUACGACUGUUCCAUCAAGUACCACCCUGGUAAGGCUAAUGUUGUAGCUGAUGCGCUAAGUAGGAAAUCCUCGGGACCCAAGGCCGUUAUUGGUUCAAUAAGAGGAAUGUUAUUGCAGGAGUUCAGGACUUCUAGAAUCGCCUUAUCAGUGGAACUAUCAGGAGGCAUGAUACCUACUUUCCAGAUAAGGCCUACCUUAGUAGAAAACCUUAAGCAGGAUCAGUUGAAAGACCCUGAUCUUCAGAAGAUUGCUGAUGAUGUAAGUAAGGGCAUCAGGGUUGACUUUCAACUGGGAGUAAACAAUGUACUAGAAAAAGAGGGGAGAAUGUGUGUGCCUAACAAGCUAUAG
Molecule: messenger RNA, 516 nt
Organism: Benincasa hispida (wax gourd)
Lineage: Eukaryota; Viridiplantae; Streptophyta; Magnoliopsida; Cucurbitales; Cucurbitaceae
Source: RefSeq, a predicted model, not a curated record